AUGUUUCAAAAUUUAUUCCACUACGUCCUCAUUGCCACUACGUUGAGUACCCUGAAAGUAUCUGGAGUCGAUGGGGCCUUGGCGAGAAGGAAUAUUGCUUUGAAUGGAAAGAUCAGUGACAUAGGACAACGAAUCUUUGAGAAAAGCGGGAUGAGUGAGAUAAGUGAGGAGGAAAAAUUGAACAUUGCUAACGAAGGCUGGAAUAGAUUUCAAGCUACGCUCUCCGAUUAUGAUUGGGAUCGUUCAAAAGUCGAAAAAGGCCAAGGAUCGGAUCAUAAAAAGUUAAAAAAAGCUGCACUGAAAAGGAAGAAGGGGUACAUAACUUUCGAAGAUGGCGAGAACGAUGACCAUUUGCACAAUAUCAUGGCGUGUUUAUACGAUAACCGAAUUCCUGAGAUGAUCGUCAUACACGGUGGAAAUGGAGAAUUACGACAUGCAACUUAUAAAUGGUUUUGGGAUGCCGCACACAAACUUACUGGAUGCGAUGUUCCAGAACUCUUAUUAGGUGAAAAAGGAACCGAGGAGCCAUCUGUAUUUGAUUCAGUCGAAGGUAUGGGUGGGCUGGAGGAGACCUAUAGGCAACAGCUAGUCGCAAACCCCAUGGGUGCCGAAAAACGCAAAGCCAUAGCGCAACAGACUUAUAAAAAGGUUGCCAACCACAUCUCCAAACUUGAUCGGGUCCUUAUCGGCUUGAAGACGGCGCCAACGGACUUGAUGAAUGUGAUUAAUCUGAUGAAUAAAGUUGAUCCAGAGAAAGCCAAAGAGAAGAUGUUUGUUGUCUGGUCUUGCCCAGGUGCCUUUUCACUGAAUCAUAAGGAGUUCCCACUAUUGGCCAGAUUCAAUUUCUAUCGCAACUCUCAGGCAUCUGACAACCUGCUCAAAAGUGGCGUCAACAUGGUUUUGACUGGAAAUGAUUUGUAUGCUACCCGCGUAAGAGGAUUCGUGGAUGCUGAGUUUGCUGAGAAGAUGUCGACUAUAGAUCCCAAAUGGAUUGGUAUUGAAGGAUUUGAAGGCUUGAAGGAUCUCUCGGACAAAGCCCCGGAAGGGUCGAUUUUUGGUCUCUACCGUACAGUUCAGGAAACGUUCCAGGCCAGAAAAGUGGUUUACGGUGAAAGGUAUUUGACCUAUGUGAUCAAACCUGUCAGGGAUUGGUUGGAAAAGCUUAGGCUAAAUCCUCAAGAGAUAGAGACGGAAAAGAUUGAAAGGCCAGGUCCCGACUUGAAAAAAUCUGAUCUCAUGUCUGGCGAAGAGAUUGAAGACAAGUUGCAACGAUACGAGCAAGAAUUUGGUGGCAAGUUGAAGUCCAUCCUACAAGAUAAAAAUGGUCACCAAAAAUUCACACAAGAGAUAGAAGAGAUGAAAAAAGCAAUGGAUGAUCUGGAUCACCGUGAAGGACAUCUUGUUAGACGAUGGAAGCCAUUUGCGGACAACAAACAUUACCUUGAAGGAUGUACAGCUGACCCGCACCUAGAAUUUAUUCUCAAUCCUAACAUGCGAAAAUCUUCAGUCAAAGAGGUCAUUCCUGUGGAAGUGCGGCGUGAAAAUCCUGAUCGACCUGGCUUGUUGACUAUCAAAGUCAAAAAAGGUAGUAAUUGCUGGGUUGCAUCGGAUCUCGAUUCAACAGAUUUCCGCAACAUGUAUCAAGGAAUGAUCAAUUUGUUUGCUGAGCACAAGGACGGAAAACUCGAGCUUCCUUCGAUUGAAAUUUAUAAAGGUGCACAGUCCAGAAAACAAGGAGAACCUUUCAGCGUGUAA
Messenger RNA from Melampsora larici-populina 98AG31, 1755 nucleotides. RefSeq lists its product as uncharacterized. The transcript has 3 exons. The record is from RefSeq and is a predicted model, not a curated record. NCBI's taxonomy places the organism in Eukaryota, Fungi, Basidiomycota, Pucciniomycetes, Pucciniales, Melampsoraceae. The coding region runs from base 1 to 1755 and encodes 584 amino acids.